Owenia fusiformis is the source of this 964-nucleotide messenger RNA. NCBI's taxonomy places the organism in Eukaryota, Metazoa, Annelida, Polychaeta, Sabellida, Oweniidae. The record is from the annotation of a GenBank genome assembly.
GUGUUGCGAUAGGGGACAUUUCAAGAAUCAAUUUAUGCCAAAAGUUUGAGACGCCAUUCAACGAAACUUCUCUACCAAACAUCCUAAACCACACUACCAUAGAAGAGGCCAUUGGUGUGUUUGAACUCGCUUAUUCGGUUCUCCAUACUGCCACGCAUUGCUACGAAGAAGUUGCUCAUUAUACAUGCUCUCUAUUCUUGCCUCGAUGCUCUGGAAAUGAAACUGUGCCAUAUCACCAGAUACCUCCCUGUAGGAGCUAUUGUGAAGAGGUUCAUAGAAGAUGUGGAUUCUUCACUGAACUGCUACGCCCUAUGUACCCUGCAUUUAAUGUCGAAUGGUGGUUCCAGUUCAACUGCUCAGACCUGCCAGACUCUGACGACGCUAACGUUUGUACACAGGAAUUAAGAACCACUCCUAAAGAAAUUGUGUGUGGAGAUGGAGAGGUGAAAUGUGAUGGCGACAGAUGCAUUCCACACAACUGGCUCUGUGAUUCCUACCAGGAUUGUGAAGACAACACAGACGAGCAAUCAUGCUCAUUUUGUGAUGCGACCCAGCAUAAAUGUUCAACUGGUUUGUGUAUUGAGAAAGCUAAAGUUUGUGAUGGGAAGUCUGAUUGUGUAAGGGGUCCUGACGAGGAUGACUGUGUCCGACUGUACUCUAGCCAAAUGGAUAACAAGCAGGGCAAGCUGCAGGUGUUUAAUGCUGAGACAGAUACUUGGGAGACGAUGUGUGCAGAUAGCUGGAAGGAUGAUUACAACGGCUGGGUCUGUGAGGAUCUAGGAUAUAACAGAGAAUCUAGCAAUGCUCCAAAUCAGUUCUACAACUACAGUCUUGAGGAAAGCAGCACUACAAGUCUGAGAGGCGAAGUUUGGCAAAAAGGUCCACUGACACAAAACAUCAAUAAAAGUUCCACUUGUACCAGUGGCCAGGGUGUAUACCUUGUGUGCAAAGACGUCCAGUGUGG